Coprinopsis cinerea okayama7#130 is the source of this 234-nucleotide messenger RNA. RefSeq lists its product as hypothetical. Bases 1 to 234 code for a protein of 77 amino acids. The record is from RefSeq and is a predicted model, not a curated record. Lineage: Eukaryota; Fungi; Basidiomycota; Agaricomycetes; Agaricales; Psathyrellaceae. The transcript is spliced from 3 exons.
AUGGCUCAGGUGGUGUCCCCCGCCGUGGCGUCGGGACCUGGUCAGAACGAGGGUCGUUGUCGUUCGGAGAUGGAGAUGUAUUUAGAAACCGGAGUUGGUUCAUCUCCGGAGCCUUCAGCGUCAAGUUGUAACCGGACUUCUGGUCGAUGGUCGCAACAGCCCGGGAGUGUUUGUCUCCCAUCAGAUCGACGCCUUACCGUCACUAUGCGUUCGUCAUGGAUUGGCGAAACUUGA